This is a messenger RNA of Clonostachys rhizophaga, 471 nucleotides long. Lineage: Eukaryota; Fungi; Ascomycota; Sordariomycetes; Hypocreales; Bionectriaceae. The record is from the annotation of a GenBank genome assembly.
AUGGGUUGGAUGAACCGUGGUUCUCGGCUGGGGAACCGUGAGAACAAUCUCUUUACAACAGUCAACCACUGCAAGAAAGACUCCAACACCCCCCCGACUGUCAGCUUUGUUGAAGACUUAAGCGAUCCGAAGUCAUAUAAAAAAGCGUCCACAAACACCAAGAAUGAGGAUCUACCAUACAUCGAGCCAUCGGUCAUCAUAGCUGCAGGCGAUGCAGGCCUCCUAUGGCUGGUCAUUGAUAACAUUGUCUAUGACUGUACCGAAUUUGUUCAUGACCACCCAGGAGGCUCUCGGGUUCUCGAGUCAUUUCGAAGCAGCAACUGCAGCUGGCAGUUUUGGAGGUUCCACGGAAUGAAGGAUAUGAUUGAAUUCGGAUUGCCCCUGAGGGUAGGGUGCACAAGUGGUAUACAGAACAAAUUCAAGGAGCCGCCUCGGUUCGUCGGUUUGAGGAAGCUAUGGGGGUCUUCAUAA